AUGGAUAAUGCCAACCUGUGGACUCGUCGAGCAAACUCUUCCAAAUUGUCCCUCUCCAUGUCCGGGACAGACGGCAAGGACGGUGCCCGUGUCGACCUGCCCCGCUCAUCCAAACGUUUCGGCCCUGACAGCUCCCACGGCCGCUCGAAUCCCUUCAACGCCAUAUCUCCCAUGUCCGCGGGUGUUUCCUCCCCGUCCACAAACGCCACCAACGCCUUUGGUCUGGGAUCUGGCGCCUUUGCCUCCUUCGGCGCUCCCAAGACCCCCGGCGGGAGUACUGCAGAUGUGAAGACCCCGGAGGAGAGAAACGAGAUAUCCGGGGCCGUGUCCGGUGGUGGUGGUCCUGGCGAACACCCGCUCAAGUCGACCUGGAUCGUCUGGUAUCGACCUCCUACACCCAAGUACUCCGACUACGAGAAAUCUACGGUACCACUCGCGUCGAUAUCGUCGGUGGAGAGUUUUUGGGGCACUUAUUCGCAUCUUAAGCGGCCUUCUCUUCUUCCGACGGUGUCGGAUUACCACAUCUUCAAGAAGGGCAUUCGUCCGGUGUGGGAAGAUGAGGCUAACAAGCGGGGUGGCAAGUGGAUUGUUCGAUUGAAGAAGGGUGUCGCUGAUCGGUAUUGGGAGGAUUUGCUAAUGGCGAUGGUUGGUGAUCAGUUUGCAGAAGCCGGAGAUGAAGUCUGCGGUGCUGUGCUGAGUGUUCGCGGUGGCGAGGACGUCUUGAGUGUCUGGACACGAAAUGACGGUGGGCGGAACAUCAAGAUUAGAGAAACCAUCAAGCGACUGCUUGCAUUCCCUCUGGACACCAACAUAUUCUGGAAGAGCCACGACGAUAGUAUCGCCCAACGCUCCGCCAUUGACCAGGCACGCCAUGAAAAGUCAACUGCAACCGGAUCCACCCCUACCGGGCACCUAGGAACCGAACGACGACGCAACACCGGCCACGACGACUCGGACAAAGUCAAGGGCGUCACUCUGUCAUGA
Penicillium cosmopolitanum is the source of this 984-nucleotide messenger RNA. Its product is annotated as eukaryotic translation initiation factor 4E. The record is from RefSeq and is a predicted model, not a curated record. The transcript is spliced from 4 exons. Gene Ontology annotation, molecular function: RNA 7-methylguanosine cap binding; translation initiation factor activity. Gene Ontology annotation, biological process: translational initiation. Gene Ontology annotation, cellular component: cytoplasm; eukaryotic translation initiation factor 4F complex. The coding region runs from base 1 to 984 and encodes 327 amino acids. NCBI's taxonomy places the organism in Eukaryota, Fungi, Ascomycota, Eurotiomycetes, Eurotiales, Aspergillaceae.